AUGAUGAAAAUGAAAAAGAAAGAAAAUAAUCUAGGAGUAAAAGUGGCUACUCCGCCUAACCCGGGCCCGACCAGCCCGACAACACCCCCUCCUAUCCCAACACCACCACCUCUCCCAACUCCUUUCUCAAUCCCGCCGAAGGAUUUGCUUUCCUCUACUUCCCAGACCCACGUCCCUCUAUCCCCUGCAAACCCUUCAACCCCCUCUCCUCAACCAUCCACUCCUUCUCAUACGUUGGAGAAUGAAGGCUUCGUUCCUGUUGCUGGGAAAAGAAAAGAAUUCCCACCAACUCGCCAAAGAGUGAAACAAGAAUGUACCUGUGUCUCCUUUGUCACCGGCACAAAAAAAGAGAAAAGAAGUAAUAGUAGAGAAGAAGGAAAAGAAAGAAAAGAAAAAGAAAUCGCAAAGUGGUGCCUCGUCGCCGUGUCUCGGGAUCAUGGGAAUUACUCUUCUCGCUGA
Messenger RNA from Cimex lectularius (bed bug), 459 nucleotides. Its product is annotated as WAS/WASL-interacting protein family member 3-like. Lineage: Eukaryota; Metazoa; Arthropoda; Insecta; Hemiptera; Cimicidae. The record is from RefSeq and is a predicted model, not a curated record. Bases 1 to 459 code for a protein of 152 amino acids. The transcript has a single exon.